Molecule: messenger RNA, 2156 nt
Organism: Talaromyces stipitatus ATCC 10500
Lineage: Eukaryota; Fungi; Ascomycota; Eurotiomycetes; Eurotiales; Trichocomaceae
Product: protein kinase, putative
Exons: 2
Coding region: 1-2040 (679 amino acids)
Biological process (GO): intracellular signal transduction; protein phosphorylation
Cellular component (GO): cytoplasm
Molecular function (GO): protein serine/threonine kinase activity; ATP binding
Source: RefSeq, a predicted model, not a curated record
AUGUCAACUCCCGAGUCUAAUCGGCAGACCGUUGGGUCAGACAAUCCGUCGCAAGAGCACCCCCGGACUUUAUUCCCGACGACGGCGUCAACAACGCCCACGCAGCCGCCAACAACCUCGGAGCCCGUUUGCAGUGCUUCUCACCUACAUACAAUAACACCUCUAUGGCCUGCUCACAAUGUAGCGCAUUAUACUCCCAGAAGCAAUCCGUUUCCAUCGCUACACAUACAUACCGACCUCCCCUCUCUCGACCGCCGACCGGUGACGCCGUUGAACGACAAUGACACCUAUCUACGCCAGAGCCUUUCUUCUACCAGCCUGUCUCGGCGAACUCCUAGCUACUCUUUGAGGAUGAAUACGAUGUCGAGUACUGACUCGCUUUCUCCCUCGUCAAUGCGGUCGUCGAACUUGUCCUCGCCUGCGCUAGCUGCCAUGGCUGAUAUCACGCCCUUGCCGUCACCGAUCGGAUAUCUUAGCCCAGCCUCAUGGCGUUCUGGGGGACGCACAAUAUCGUCGCAUUCGCUUUCACGAACAUCGUCGACGCUUUCGCGUAGUGGUUCGGUCUUGAAUUUGCGACUGAGUGAUUCCACUCAAUUGCUCCGAACCGCGUCGUCCAGGUCGCGCUCAAGGAGAUAUAGCAGUACGAGAUUUGCCGGGAGUGAGGCGCGGGAGAGCGGGUUGGAUGGGCACGAAGAGGUUCGCGGGCAUUCACGGAAUCGCAGUCUGAGCGAACAUAUACCAAAGAGGGGACCUGCAUCACUUCAAAGACCUGACGCCCUACCACGUGCCGGCCACCCGUCCGGUCUCUCAUCGUCAUCAUCUGUGGAUUCAACGGUCGAUUUGAGUCGCUUACAUCGCGAGCAGUAUCUUGGAGUCCAGCGGGGGUUGGCGCUCCCAACGGCCAGGCCGCCCACGCCACCCCGGUCAACUCGCAAUGGGGAUGAAGAUACAGACUCGAAGCCCAUCAUCCAGAGCGACACACCCGAUGGUUCUCAGACCGAGACCUAUUGUGUGCGAUCAAUCCGUACCAAGCAGCCGAGGAAAUACAGGAAGCUCCGACAGUUGGGCCAGGGAACAUUUAGCCAAGUUAGCCUUGCAGUGAGGAUACCGGACGAUGCGCCCGUGAAGGAUGGGCACGUUCGGAUGCCGAGUCUGAUGUCUCAAAAGCUGGUCGCUGUCAAGAUCAUCGAGUACGGACCCGCUGGGGGAGCGGACGAGGAGCGCGUCGAAGUAUCUCUGAAGCGCGAGGUUGAAAUCUUAAAGUCGGUGAACCAUCCGUCCUUGGUCCAAUUGAAAGCAUUUGGCAGCGACGAUAAGCGCGCAUUGCUAGUUUUGGAUUAUUGUCCUGGAGGGGAUCUGUUCGAUUUUGCAACGUCCGAUAUGAAGUCACUGAUGACUCCGCCGCUGAUCAGAAGAAUGUUUGCCGAAAUGGUCAGGGCAGUGCGUUAUCUGCAUGCCAACUAUAUUGUCCAUCGUGACAUUAAGCUCGAGAACGUUCUGGUCAACUUGCCACCUUCAGCUAUGGGACAAGUGUCCGAUUGGCGUACAUAUGAUCGCGCUGUGAUUACCAUAAGUGAUUUGGGCUUGUCACGCAGAAUCCCAGAACCUCCAGAGAGCCCUCUUCUCCACACUCGUUGUGGUAGUGAAGAUUAUGCGGCACCAGAGAUUCUGAUGGGCCAGCCGUACGACGGACGUUCAACCGACGCAUGGGCAUUAGGUGUAGUGCUGUAUGCUAUGAUGGAGAACCGGCUGCCGUUUGACGCUCUACCAGGGACCCGGGGUGACCCUGCGAAACUCCGGGCCCGAACCCCUCAUCGGAUCGCACGGUGUGAGUGGUCAUGGUAUCGAUACGCCAAUGAGGAUGAGGAAUGGGAUCCUGUCAAGGGACAGGGACUCGAGGGCGCGCGUGAUUGUGUGGAAGGAUUGCUAAAACGACACUCACGACGGAAAAGCUUGGGUGAGAUUGCGAAGCACCCUUAUGUCAGUGAAGCUCUUGAUUUGGAUGGCGAACUGAAGAGAGGGGAUAAGGAAGUGCCGUGAAUAGUUGGAAAACACCUAUAUUAUACCAUAUGUUUUGUACUAUAUUCUACGUGUUUAUGAUUAGCUAUGCAUCAUGCCUUUAUGACCAUGACAAUAUAUUCUUGCCUGUUUUUGCC